GGACAUAUGAACAGCCGCCAUAUAAAACCCCAAGGGCCGGCCGCCCAUAAACUCAUUAUCACUCAUUAUACGAGUUAUCAGUAGCUAAAUACGGAGUAAUUUCGAUUCCGAGCAAGCAUUAUACUUGGUAUAGCCAUCAUGCAUGGCUCUUUAAUUUCGAAUUGAAAGACCUAUACUAUACGUACAUCGAUCAAUCACAUUGUCCGGCGGGCGGGUAGCCAUCAUGGCUCACUCGUCAAACCAGGACGGCGACCGAUUCACCUGUGGAAUUUGUUACGACGAGAAGAGCAGAAGCCGGCAGCAGCUAAAACUCCAGGGCUGCACCCAUUCCUACUGCUCCGAUUGCGUGUGCAUGUACGUCGAUGCGAAGCUGCAGGACAACAUCUCGCACAUCCGGUGCCCUGUUCCUGGAUGCCAGGGCUGCCUCGACCCUCUCCAGUGCCGCCCGCUUCUGCCCAAGGCGGUGUUCGAUCGGUGGGGAGAUGCGCUGUGCGAGGCGGUGAUCGAGGCGUCAGACAAGUUCUACUGCCCGUUCAGGGAUUGCUCGGCCCUCUUGGAGGAUGACGAGAAGGCGGAGAUCCAAGAGUCGGAGUGUCCGGAGUGCAGGAGGCUGUUCUGCGCCAGGUGUAGGGUUCCAUGGCAUUCUGACAUAUCUUGCCAGGACUUCCAGAGCUUGAACGACACUGAGAGGCAAGGGGAAGAUCUAGAGUUGAUGAAGUUUGCGCGGGGGAAGGACUGGAAGAGGUGCCCUAGUUGCAGGAUCUUUGUUGACAGAAUUUCCGGAUGUGAUUUCUUGUCUUGCAGGUGUGGAUGUGCCUUCUGCUACAAGUGUGGAGCUCCAGCUGCAAAUCACAUAUGCCCUAAUUGCGGUCAAAUCACAUUGAACUGAUGAUGCACUCUUCCAUUGUAAAUUUUAAUUUGCAUUUGUCCCCUUUUAGUUGAGUGUGGUGUAUUGGUUUUAGUAACCAUGGUUGAAAUGUUACUCAAGUAGAGUAUUAAACAUCAUGCGGAGUAACUUUUAUAUGAACUCCAGGUUCCACACACGUAAAAUGCUGCCCUUUC
Cuscuta epithymum is the source of this 1062-nucleotide messenger RNA. NCBI's taxonomy places the organism in Eukaryota, Viridiplantae, Streptophyta, Magnoliopsida, Solanales, Convolvulaceae. The record is from the annotation of a GenBank genome assembly.